AUGCAAACAGCCCUAGCCUGCGGCUGCAGGGCAGCAGCAGCAGCAGCAGCAGCAGCAGCAGCAGCAGCGGGAGCAGCAACAGCAUCGGCAGCGGCAGUCGCUGGUUCCGGUGCAGCAGCGCGACACACGCACCAUGCAUCUACACCAGCAGCAGCAGCAACAGCUGCAGCAGCAGCAACAACAACAACAACAGCAGCGCCUGCUGCACCUGCCCCUUUGAACUUUGCUUCAACAGCUUGCAGCUUAGCGGAUAUUCAGCGUUAUAGAGGUCUCCUUCAGGGGGCCCCCAGGGGCCCCCGGGGGCCCCCAUCGCACAGACAACUACCAGUUAGUGGAUGUGAUAUAAGCCAGCGCUUCAGCAGCAACAUGCAGCGCUUCUACACAUCUAUAGGGGUGCAGCAGUCGCUGCACCUCGCUGCUGCUGCUGCUGCAGAAGCAGAAGCAGCUGCAACAGCUGCUCCUGCAGCAACAACAGCAGCAGGAAUUAGCAGCAAGGCAGCAAAAUCAAGACCUUUGCUGCAGAAUCUGCAGCUGCAACGCCACUCGCAGCUACACCUGCCGCAGCAGCGGGUGCUGCAGCAGCUCCUGCAGCAGCAGCAGCAGCAGCAGCAGCAGGGUGUGUUCUCAUGGAAUAGUUGCGGUUUAGGUCUUUCUAGAAGCCAGUGGCGUUUGUUUAACACAGCAGCAGCAGCAGCAACAGCAGCAGCAGCAACAGCAGCAGCAACAGCAGCAGCAGCACAAACCCCGGACUCCGCUUCAACCCCAUCAGGGAAGGCGGCGGCUUCGCAUGCGUCGAAGCAGCAGCAGCAGCAGCAGCAGCAGCAGCAGCAUUCCUAUAGAAGAUACUCGGCGGGGAUGGGGGGCCCCAGGGGCCCUGGGGGCCCCCGCAACUCCUGGGGCGUAGCAGGGGUAUUGAAAGCAGCAGCAAGAUUUACAGUUAAUAUAACUCUAAAGCUAUUGAAGCUUACGUGGCGGCUUGGGCUGAGCACCUGCCGAUACACCGCAGAAUUCAUUCGCAAUCCGCGUGUAGCAGAGAAGUGGUAUACGCACCUAAAAGAAGCGACACUGCACACUGUGCGUUGGUGUAUGACUGGCUUUCGUUUAUUUUUCGCCAAUGUUCGCGUGUCUUAUCAACUUUUAAAGAAGAAGAUAUUAGGAUAUCCACUUCGUUAUAACGAGCACAAGCUUCUUGUGAGGACGACAGCAGACGCGUUGAAGCUGAUACCCUUCUCGCUGUUGAUCAUCGUCCCCUUGGGGGAGCUGCUCAUUCCUGUGGCUCUGCGACUCUUUCCUAAUAUGCUGCCUUCUACUUUUCAGCAAAAGCCCGUAGACCACGCGUUUUUGAGUAGGAAGCUGCAGGCUAAGCAAGAGCUCGCUGCUUUUUUUCAGGAAUUGUUGCAGGAAAGAACUCGACAGUUGAUUGAACAAACACCAGCUGCACAUUCUGCAGCAAAAGCCUCUGCGUUAAAAUCAUUUCAAUCGAAAUUAAUUAAACCCCAUGACGCACAAGAACCUCCUCUUCCGGGGCUGAAGGAGGUGUUAGAGUUUUCUCGGCUGUUUAAGGAUGACUUCGUCUUAGACAAAAUGGACCUACAAACGCUGCAGGUCAUGUGCAAAUUGUUGGGGCUGCAGCCGUACAGCGUUCGCUCUCACGUGGUGCUGCAGUUGAGGCACCACAUAAACCACAUUCAGCGUGAAGACCGGGAGUUGCUGUGGGAGGGGGUAGAGAGUUUGAGUCAUGAAGAACUCGUCGAGGCCUGCAGAGACAGAGGAAUGAAGUUCUACAGCACCACAGACGAUGCUAUGAGGGAACAGAUGCGGCGUUGGCUUGAGGUGUCUUCGCACCGCGACGUCCCUCCUAUUUUGCUGCUGUGGAGUCGCUGCGUCUCUAUGGUUCCUGCUGCUCAGCUGCAGCCAACAGCAGCAGCAGCAGCAGCAGCAGCAGGGGGUGCGCAGGGAGCAGCAGAAGCUGCAGCAGAACCCAGCAUUUCUCUUGCUUCUGUCGCAGGGAAGCAGGCAGCAGCACAAGACGAAAAGAAAGAAGAAGAAGCAGCAGCAGCAGAUGCUACUCCUGCUGCUGCAGCAGAAGACACAGAAACUGAGACAGAAGCACAGCGUAAAACAGCGAGCCUGGAGGCGAUGUCUAAACAAGUUGAAUUAUUAAGAGAAGAAGAGGAGUCUCUAAGACAAAGUAUAUCGUUAUUACAAGAGGAGCGUGCGCAGCAUACACAAAUGCAAAAGCUGCAGAGACAGCCGGAUACAGAAGAAGAGUCUGUUAACGAUGGAGAUCCCUUGCCUGCUGUCACGCAGCAGCAGGAGCAGCAGCAGCAGCAGCAGGAGGAGCAGCAGCAGCUGAGGGAGGCUGAGGGGCCGUCUGAAAGAGACAGAAGCAGCAAAACCACUACAGAAACAGGGAAAGAAAGGCGCGACAGCCGCGAUGUGGAGAGGGAGCUUCGUUUGCUGCGGCAGUUGACGGAUAUACAGCACGAACAUGAAGAGAGACAAUUUCACGUAUUUAAUCAAGUGCAAAUGGCUGUAGAGGCAUUAAAAAGCAAAUUAGCAGCACCCCCUAAAAAAGCAGCAGCAGAAGCAGCAGCAGCAGCAGGAGCAGCACAAGCUGCAGCAGCUAAAGCAGCAGGGACGGCACAAGAGGAAGAAACAGCAGCAGCAGCAACAGCAGCAGGAGAAGAAGCAGCAGCAGCAGCAGCAGCAGCAGAAGCACUUGAACCCGACCCGAAUGAGUUGCUGCGUCAACGUGCAGCAGAGCUGCUGCAUGAUGAAAUCCGCGAAUUGGAUCUCUGCAUGCAGCUGCUAGCACAAGAGUUUGCUGAAGACGCAAAAGAAGUUGAGCACUUCAUGACAGACGCCAGAAGCCCUCCAGAUGAGCUCAAAGCCCCGCCAGAACCACCCGAAGAGGAAUCAGCAGCAGCAGCAGCAGAGGAUUUAACAUCGAAGACAGACAAACACACUGCAGCAGCAGCAGAAGCAGCAGCAAAUGCAGGCAAAGAUAAAUAA
Molecule: messenger RNA, 3015 nt
Organism: Eimeria acervulina
Lineage: Eukaryota; Apicomplexa; Conoidasida; Eucoccidiorida; Eimeriidae
Exons: 16
Coding region: 1-3015 (1004 amino acids)
Biological process (GO): intracellular monoatomic cation homeostasis
Cellular component (GO): mitochondrial inner membrane
Molecular function (GO): ribosome binding
Source: RefSeq, a predicted model, not a curated record